This is a messenger RNA of Monopterus albus (swamp eel), 5203 nucleotides long. It is a transcript of the gene rbm47, whose product is annotated as RNA binding motif protein 47. Lineage: Eukaryota; Metazoa; Chordata; Actinopteri; Synbranchiformes; Synbranchidae. Gene Ontology annotation, molecular function: RNA binding. The record is from RefSeq and is a predicted model, not a curated record. The transcript has 8 exons. Bases 414 to 2249 code for a protein of 611 amino acids.
UUAGGAGCAGUCAGUGUGUACACUAUACACAGAUCAACAGGGAGUAAAACGAACAGAGAGAAAGACAGAAGGAGGUUUUCUUGAAAAGACACGGGAGAGAAGGUUGAAACACCUGCCGGACGGUGUUUGGAGAGUUGAGGUGACGGACAGUGAAGCUCCAGCAGCAGCACCAUCACUCUAACAUCAUGCAGCCCUGAAGUGAAGGACGCGUCAGCUGUGGUGUGCUACAGGAGGCACCCUGACAGCGAGGAGGCCAGAGAGAACCUGACAGACAGCAGAGGAGAGGAAGAGGAAGGGAAGAUGAGAAAGUGAAAAGCCGGUUCGUUGCUUUUGGACAGCGGCAGAAGAAUCUACAAGGACUCCACUUCCUAUCAUCCCACAGGUCCCAGAUCUAAUUGGAUGGUUUUGUCAGAAUGACAGCAGAAGAUCCUGCUUCUUCCUCGACUAUGAACAACAACGCAGCGCCCUCCAAACCCCCCACUGAUGCCCCCCAUCACUCUCUCCAUGGACAGAUCAGCAUCCCUGAUGGUGUUGCAGGUGCUGUCAACGAGGCUGCACUGGUGGCUCUGAUGGAACGCACCAGCUACAGCAUGGUCCAGGAAAAUGGUCAGCGUAAAUAUGGCCCUCCUCCUGGUUGGAGUGGUCCAUCACCUCCUCGGGGAUGUGAAAUCUUUGUGGGCAAAAUCCCACGGGACGUUUAUGAGGAUGAGCUUGUCCCUGUGUUUGAGUCCGUGGGGCGCAUAUAUGAGAUGCGACUGAUGAUGGACUUUGACGGGAAGAACCGAGGGUAUGCAUUUGUGAUGUACACAGAGAAACAUGAAGCCAAACGUGCCGUGCGAGAGCUCAACAACUAUGAGGUACGGCCUGGACGGCUCCUGGGGGUGUGCUCCUCCGUGGACAACUGCCGUCUUUUCAUUGGUGGCAUCCCCAAAACCAAAAAGCGUGAGGAGAUUCUGGAGGAGGUUUCUAAAGUCACAGAAGGCGUACUAGAUGUCAUAGUUUAUGCCAGCGCCGCAGACAAGAUGAAGAACCGUGGCUUCGCCUUUGUAGAGUAUGAGUCGCAUCGUGCAGCCGCCAUGGCUCGCAGGAAACUGAUGCCUGGCCGUAUUCAGCUGUGGGGUCACCAGAUCGCGGUGGACUGGGCUGAGCCAGAGAUUGACGUGGACGAAGACGUGAUGGAGACAGUGAAAAUCCUCUAUGUCAGGAAUCUAAUGAUGGAGACCAGCGAAGAGACAAUUAGACAGGUGUUCAGCCAGUGGAACCCUGGGUGUGUUGAACGUGUAAAGAAAAUCCGUGACUAUGCAUUCGUCCACUUUACCUCUCGGGAUGAUGCAGUCCAGGCUAUGGACCACCUCAACGGCACAGAGGUGGAGGGGUCCUGCAUCGAGGUGACACUCGCCAAGCCAGUUGAUAAAGAGCAGUACUCGCGUCAAAAGGCCUCUAAGGGGGGAGCUUCUGCCACUCCAGAGGCUACACAACAGAGCUACGUAUAUCAGUGUGACCCCUACACAUUGGCUUACUAUGGUUAUCCCUACAACACCCUCAUUGGACCCAACAGAGACUACUUUGUCAAAGGAUCCCCAAUGAUACAGAACAAUGCAGGUACUGUGAGAGGUCGUGGUCGUGCUGCUGCAGGUAACCGUACCCCUGGACCACGGGGGUCGUACCUGGGGGGUUACUCUGCUGGUCGUGGCAUCUACAGCCGUUACCAUGAGGGCAAGACCAAGCAGCCUGAAAAGCCCUAUGAGCUGAUGCCCAGUCUGGAGCUUGCUGCCUCUGUCAACCCAGUUGGCAUCAAACCUGGCACAAUAUCAUUGCCGACUCUGGGUGGGCAGUACCCAAUGUUUAGUACGGCUCCUGCAGCCAAGCUGAUGGAGGAGGGGAAGGUGCACACGGUCGAGCACCUUAUCAACCCUCUGGCCAUUCAACACCCUGAACAUACCACCGCUGCUGCUGCAACUGUCCUACCGCAGGUCUCUACCCCUCCACCUUUCCAGGGUCGUCCAAUCACUCCUGUCUAUGCCGUUGCCCACAAUGUACAGCGUAUCCCAACAGCCGGAGGCCUGUAUGGAGCUGGAUACGUCCCCAUCACAAACUAUGCUGCCAACACAGCAGCUCUGGCUGCUCUGCAGAAGAACGCAGCUGUGGCGGCUGCAGCAUAUGGGGGCUACACGGGCUACGCUGUGCCACAGUCCUUCCCUGUCACAGCUUUCCAGCUGCCCAUCCAUGAUGUCUACCAGACAUACUAGUUCUGAGGCUUAGACCAAAUGAAACCGCGACAAAGUUAUUCUGCCUGUGACUGAACUACCACUGCGACAUCUGAGCAGUAUCUGUCCCAUCAUAUAGAAACAUCUCUUGAACUUGUAAAUGUCCAAGAGCUCUAAAGGAAUGUUGUUUGAAGCAAAUAUUCAGAAUGCAGCAGCCUGAUAUCUUGUAUCUGUCCAACCUCCUGCCCUCAGUAUACUGUAGCUUGGACCCUAGAUAUGACAGGUUUAAUUAUGCAGCAUUGUUGUUUUUCUGAUGAAUAUUAGAGCACACCUAUAUGACCAUUUCCUCUUACUGAGGAAACCAACCUUAAUGCGAUGACAACAAUAAUUCACAAUAAUAGCACAAAGACAACUCUGACCCCUGCCACACUAUUGUUAUUGCAACAGAUACACUGAAGGUACCCUCCAGUAUUUAUGAAGGGACGAUACAUAUUUAAGGUUUUAUUCUCUGCAGGUGUCUCUUUAUAAGUCGGUGCGGUAUUUGUUCUCUUAAGCAGGAGGGGCAGUCCUUUAAACUAUGUCUAAAAAUAUUGAAUGUAAAAAUGUGGGGGAAAAAAAAGAAAAGUUAAUUGAAAGGAAGUAAAAGUACAACAGGAACUACUGACAAAUGAGGAUUCCACUGAAGACAGCAGUCUUUGCAUAUACUUUUUUUUUCUUUUUAGUAUUUUUGUCAUUAAUAGUAUUCUAGCCAAUUCUACAUGCUGUAGGUGAUGCUGUCCGUCCAUGCUGGUUGAAUGUGUCUGCUUCAAACACACCUAUUUGGUACUUUUUGGUUUAUUGUUGUUGUCUUAAAAUGAAGGUUCGAAGUCUUUUUUUUUUUGCCUAUAAUUUGUUUGCUUGUUUUUAUGUCUCUUCUUUUGAAAACACACAAUACAUCUUGGUUUGCUUGAAGAAAUGUUGCCAGCUAAAUAAUGUUUUUGUCACAGAUUUCUUGGGGAAGAAAUAAUUGAGAUAAAAAAAAACCUGAAAAACAUUUUCAUUGAUCGGCAACGUGGUUUAUCUAUGUGCCUAACAGACAGUGUCAUCAUGCACAUGGAGAUGUUUCCUAUUCUCUGAAACUGGGAAUAAGACUGAACAGAAGUUAGAUGUUUUUUCUCAUUUAUGUUAUCUUUAUUGUUGUUUUUUAACUUUAUGACUCUUGAAAGGUGAACAAAUAUGGACAGAAAUGACAGACAUGUUUCUAUAAAAACUGGAGCACUCUGUCACUUAGAUGCUCCUGCAUUUGCCAAUGCUAAUUAAAAACAUAAGGCCAUAUACACUCCAGUCUCGUAACAUUAGAACUAUUCUCUGGGCCAGACUACAGUGCCUUAUAUACUGUAUGCAUCUAUGCACUACUCUGUGCUUUUCACAGUGCCUUUCAUAACAAAGCUAAGCCCUUGUGGUUGGCACAAAAAAAGGAAAAGAUCUGUGCACAGCACCGGUCUUCUCCACUCAUGUUUCUAGUGAACCAGAUUUGUGGUAUUACAGUAGUGUUUUGGUGAGAUGAGAGAGUUUUGGUCUCUGCAGUUAGAUGUGACAAGGCUACCUCUCUCCUGGGGUCUCUGAAUGCUCCUGCAGUAACACUCCAUAAUGUCUGUAUCCUCUUCAUGUCUCAUCCUUCAAACUUUGCUUGACCAAGGUGCACUUAUUUAUAAAAGGCAAGAGAUUGCCACUGUCAGAUGAAGAGAUGUUAAAUACUGCAUGAAUUAAUGUGUGAAGCGGGAUUGCUGGUGUUUUGCAAUGUCUAUACCUGUAUGUGUGACAGUUUUUCCUCAUGAAUAAAACAUUAAAUAACCCUUAUGAAUGUUUAGCAGGCACUUUCAAAAUUCUGCUAUGCGUGGAACACGAGUUUAAUAUUGAACUGGGAAUAAUGGGAACAUUACCUCACAAUAAACUAUACAAGUAGCCACGCAUGCAUGUACUACAGCACACAAACAUUAUGGGUUUAAGCUGUUGCUUAUCAUGAAGUCACACUCCACAACAUGCAAAAUAUUUGUAUGCUGGCUUGUAUUUGUAAUCCAGCACAAAACAAUAUGAUGAGGCUGACUCUGGGGAUGGUCUGGAUUUUCAUACUGUGAUAAAUUAUUGUUAAUUGAAAAUAUGGAUAACUCGUACAAAUCUCAUCUCACUCCAUCCUCUCCUUUUUGGUACUUCUCUCCCCACUGUAACUGGAUUUGACUUUGAAAACAAACUGCUGUUAACCGAAUUAUUAUGUUCUUGCAUAACGACUAUAAGUCAGGAUAUAUUUAAUAUAUGCAUUACAUGUGUUAUGUAUGAAGUGAGAAAAAAGGUAUAAUAUAUUUUAGAACUUUUUUUUUAUUUACAGCCUGUUUAGGGAUUUAAAAGUCAUCUUAACAAAACUAGAAAAAGAAACCUUUUGCCAAAGUGUCCAAUAGUUUUUAAAGAUUCAAGGUUAUUGUGUUUUUGUUAUGUGUAAUAUUAUGUUUGCUAUUUUGAACUGGAUUUGGUGUCAUGAGUGGGAACACAAAGGUCUAAUCUUCAUGCUACAUAUUAUCACUUUCAACAACCAAGACUAGAACCUGGCAGACUGUGGUGUUACACCCUAUUAGCACUUUGAGCUGUUGGUGUAGCAACUCUGCAUGUCAGCUUUGGUUAAGCUAUCCAAGGUCUACUCAUGGUUUAACAGUGCUGUGUUAGCAGAAAACUGCAUCUUUCUGGUUCUGCCUCCCACUCAAAGCACCUGCUUUACUUUCUAUUGCCUGCAUUGUACUCAAAAGCAGGACGAGCUCAUUGUGUCAGUGGUGUCGAGCUACGUAUGCCUAGUUUAAUAUAGGUGUCACCAUUUAAACUCUUCCUAGUGUGUGCCUUAUUGCCAAAAUGUGCUUUGCUGUAUUGUACACCUGUGCAACCUAUUUUCUAUCUGAAGGUUUGCUUAAAAAAAGCUUGUAUGGCAUUCUUAUAUUUAUAGUGAUAAAGUAGAUAAAUAAAGCAUUUUC